AUGAGUCCUGUCCUCUUGCUGUCUUUGUUACUGUCAGUUAUUCCACUGGCUGAGUUAGUCCCGGAAAAACCAAAGAGAUCUGCUCUAAACCAACUCACCCGGUUACUGCUUCGCAAAUACAACUGUGGAGUUCGGCCUGUCCAGAACUGGACUAAACCCACUACCAUUUACAUUGACCUGAUUAUCCAGGCUGUCCUGGAUGUGGAUGGACAGACUCAAAAAGUGACCACCAGCAUCUGGUAUCGCCAAAUAUGGAACGAUGAGUUUCUUGUUUGGGAUCCUGACGAGUUUGAUGGAAUCACUGAAAUAUCGCUGUCCUCGGAUGCCAUCUGGGUGCCUGAUGUCAUCAUAAGUGAAUUUGUUGAUGUUGGCAAAUCCCCAGUCAUCCCAUAUGUUUAUGUCAACUGCUCAGGAAAAGUAAAAAACUACAAACCCAUCCAGGUGGUCUCAGCCUGUCACCUGGAGAUUUACGCCUUUCCUUUUGACAAGCAGAACUGCACUCUGACCUUUCGCAGCUGGCUCCAUUCAGUGAGUGAAGUGGAUUUGGCUCUAUGGAGGCCUGCUGAGGAAAUCGCCAACGACACCAGAGAGUUCAUGAAUGAUGGAGAAUGGGAGCUGCUCGGCGUCCCUUCGCGCUACUGGACGUUGAAUCUAGAGGACAGAGACUAUGCACAGAUUCAGUUUAAUGUGCUUAUCCGCCGGCGCCCCCUGCUGUACGUGGUAAGUCUGCUGAUCCCGAGCAUCUUCCUCAUGGUGGUGGACGUCAUCAGCUUCUAUCUGCCUCCAAACAGCGGGACUCGCAUCACUUUCAAGACCAGCAUUCUCCUGGGUUACACUGUAAUCAGAGUCAACCUGAUGGAUGAAAUCCCAGCUACAGCCAUUAAAACACCUCUCAUUGGGGUCUUCUUUGCCGUCUGCAUGGCGCUGUUGCUGCUGAGUUUGGCCAUGUCCAUUUUUGUGGUGAAGCUGUUGCAUUAUAGUGAGAAGGAAGUGAAGGAAAUGUCCAUCUCUGCUUGCCUACUGGAUAAGUACGGCUCAAUGGACCAGAGCCUUGAGAGUACAUUCACUUCCAUGAAGACGCUGGAUGAUGUGGACCAAUCAGGAGGAGAAGCUGAUCAGUUGACCUAA
Molecule: messenger RNA, 1128 nt
Organism: Danio aesculapii
Lineage: Eukaryota; Metazoa; Chordata; Actinopteri; Cypriniformes; Danionidae
Gene: htr3b
Product: 5-hydroxytryptamine (serotonin) receptor 3B
Exons: 9
Coding region: 1-1128 (375 amino acids)
Biological process (GO): regulation of membrane potential; nervous system process; monoatomic ion transmembrane transport
Cellular component (GO): postsynaptic membrane; neuron projection; synapse
Molecular function (GO): extracellular ligand-gated monoatomic ion channel activity; neurotransmitter receptor activity; transmembrane signaling receptor activity
Source: RefSeq, a predicted model, not a curated record